AUGUUCCUAGCGCAAGAUAAACUUCGAGGCAAGCGUAUCGUCGUAUUAGGGGGCACAAGUGGUAUAGGCUUUGCGGUGGCCAGGCUCGUUCUCUAUGCCGGUGCCUCGGUGAUAGUCUCAUCGUCAAAUCAGGGAAGAGUUGACGCGGCAGUGAAGCGACUCCUUGACCUUGGCACUGGCCAGCCGGUGGAAGGGCGGGUUUGCGACAUCAAGAGCGGUGAAAACGCUGUGAAGGCGUUCUUCGAAGCGCUCCCCGAGUUUGAUCAUCUAGUGUACACGGCCGGAGACAGCGGCAUUCCCCUUGGCUAUCCCGACGUUGAUCUGACCAACAUCAGUGAUGCAUUCGCGGUGCGUACUAUGGGGCCCAUAUACGCGGGAAAGUACGCGCCUGCCCGUAUGCCGAAGACCGCCAGCUCUUCGAUCACGUUCACGAGCGGCGUUGCCUCUCGCAAGCCGCCCAAAGGAUGGGCGCUCCCCGCCGCCAUCAUCGGUGCGACUGAGCGAUUCACCAAGGGCUUGGCGGUUCAGGUUGCGCCCAUCAGAGCGAAUAUAGUCAGCCCAGGCUUGGUCAUUACGGAGCUGCUGGACAAGCAACCGGCGGAGCAGAUGAAUGCCAUAAUCGCACAUCAAACGAAGGCACUCCCGGUGCAGCAUGUUGCCGAUGCUGAUGAGCGGUGUGCAUAUGUGACUGGAGAACUACUCAAUGUGGAUGGCGGAGCUGUUCUCGUGUGA
Punctularia strigosozonata HHB-11173 SS5 is the source of this 732-nucleotide messenger RNA. RefSeq names its product short-chain dehydrogenase/reductase SDR. The transcript is spliced from 6 exons. Gene Ontology annotation, molecular function: oxidoreductase activity. Bases 1 to 732 code for a protein of 243 amino acids. The record is from RefSeq and is a predicted model, not a curated record. Lineage: Eukaryota; Fungi; Basidiomycota; Agaricomycetes; Corticiales; Punctulariaceae.